This is a messenger RNA of Macrobrachium nipponense, 2194 nucleotides long. RefSeq lists its product as uncharacterized. The record is from RefSeq and is a predicted model, not a curated record. NCBI's taxonomy places the organism in Eukaryota, Metazoa, Arthropoda, Malacostraca, Decapoda, Palaemonidae.
UGAAGGUAAUUCUGAUUCAAAAGACUUCAAUCCCAUGUUUUCCAUGAUCAGCAACAUAGGGGCAAACCUGCUGUCGAAUGGAUUUCCUCAAAUGUCACCCAAAGAAAGAAAUGGAUCUCUUGGUUCUCCCAGUUCACAAAAACCUGAUCUCAUACAUUCCCUCGUGAGUGGCGUCGGUCCGCUGUUGAUGGCAAGUGUCGUUGGAGGUGGAUUAUCUUCGAAAAAUCGAAAUAACGGGUCACCUACUUCUUCAGAAGCCAAAAGCCCUAUGCAAUCCAUUCUUAGUGGACUUGGACCUGCUCUGAUAGGAGGAACUGUACAAAAUCUACUGGGUAAUUCAAACUCUGGGUCAGGUGGUCUUCACUCAGAAAGAAGUCCCGUACAGUCUGUGAUCAGUGGCUUAGCCCCUGUCUUACUUGCUGGGGCCUUAGGUCAAGGUUACAGCGCAGAAGGGAGAUCCAACUCGAAAACAUUCGAGGGUGAUAGUGCAGGUCCUUUGCAGUCUUUAAUGAGCGGACUGGGACCUGCAGUUCUGAAAGCUGUAGGCCAAGGACUAGGUGCUGGAUUCUCAGAGACAGACCCUGCCAAGGGAGCUUCAUCUUUAGGUGGUCUUAUAUCAAAUAUGGCCCCUAUGCUCAUUGGGGGAGGCAUAUCUACGAGAGCUAAGCAGAAAUCAAAUUCCGUGAACAGUUAUUCGAACUCUCCACCCCAUGAAACUGUUAGAGAGAGAAACGUCAGUAAGACAGAUGACCCCACCAGCGUCAACGGAGAUUCCACAGCGCCUCCCCCUGGGGGCACCGCCGUUUCAGGCGAAGCCACGCCCUUGGGGCGAAGCCUCCCUGGCCUCUCGAUGGACGGGAUGCUCAUGAAGUCGGUGGCCAGAGCUGCCUUCGCAAGGCUCCUGCCGGAUCGCAUAUCCGUCCCUGAAGUCAACUCGACGAGGGGUCUCUGGCACAUGGCCGUCAAUCUGGCCCUCGGGAACCCCAGGCAGGAAAGCGGACGAAAAGGGGGAUGGAAAUGGGCGAAAACGGGAAAUGUCUUGCCAAGUCCCACGACUGAAAAUGGACGAAAUAGAUACCAAAACGAGAAGCCGUGGUUCAUACACCUCUCCCAUACUAAAGAUUUUUGGAACUGGCUAAGAGAGUACGGUGGAAUAGAUGGAACCUCGGACGCAGAGACGCCGCCAUCUUGGAUCACGAAAUGUCUGGAAAGUCCAGAACGUCUACAGUAUGCGGAGGAGGUGAAAAAGCUACACUGGACAAUGACCCAACCUCAGCCGCUCUGCCAAAGGCUGGAAAUGAUCGGCGGAGUUUUCAACUGGAAGGUGAACCUGAUGGAGGACGAGAGGGCAGUGUGUCUGGACAACGACGUGGCUCCACAGAAGACCGACUGUCUCGUGUAUAACUUCGGGCGAGUUACCGAGUGGAUCCUCGAGGAAGCCCUCGAGUCAAUAGGAUGCGAGGUGUACGUUUUUGACCCCACUGACGAAAAGGGAAACCACAACCAUACCCGGGGCAUCCACUUCUACAGCGUCGGUCUGUCUGAUGUCAACGCCAUCAGGAAGGUGGAUGGGCAGGUACUGCGUCUGUUUACACUUUCAUCCAUAUUAGAUCAUUUUGGCCACGAAACGACGCCCAUCGCUUACAUGAGAUUGGGUAUAGGGAAGCGACGUGUGGAAGGUUCUUCAGCAAGUAGUAGACGACACUCCUCAGGCGAUACCAACGUGAAGCAGCUCAGCCUUGAGAUCAACCUCGAACUGGCCCUGAGAGACCCAUCUUUGUACAAGAAGUACGUCGACCUUCUUGAGGUCUUGGAGAGUCUGGGCUUCCAGCUCUUCUUCUCGAAGCCAGUCCAGAACCAGGAAAAUGUGUCGUUCCUGGACCCGCUCGUAGGAGAAGAGGUGUCCUUGGGUUACCAGAUGGUUUUCCUAAGGAUCUGAGUAUUGGAGCGAAUGUCUUGAAUAAAAUUGGAAGUAGGAUGAUGAGGAGGCGGAAAAAAACAAGAGGUUGAGCUGAUAAAUGCUUUCUGUUAAUAAUGAAAAAAAUGAUGGAAGCUCAACAGAAUGACCAGAAAUGAAGUCAAAGGAAUACUAUAGGCCAGUAAAUGGGUAUUUUCUCUUGUUAAGAUUAUUAUUUGUUCAAAGGAAAUCCCCCGCACCUUUUGAUUGGAAUCACAAUGACAUAUAAAAGACCAA